AUGGCGAAACUGCUUGUACAAGAGCUGGGAGGGGGAGGUGUGAUUGGAGCUCAAGUGUCAACAUCCGGCCUGGUGACCCGGGACAACCCGGAACAGCUCAUCAUCGCUCUGGAACCUGAGGCGGCCUCCAUCUACUGCCGCAAGCUCCGUCUCCAUCAGAUGGUGGACCUGGACGGACACACCACCCAGAACGGAUUCAGUCCAACGGAGAACGUAGGCAGUGGGAUGAGUCAAGUGUCUCCAGCUAAAGAACAUGUCCGACGCAACAGGCAGAGCCGCACCUUUUUGGUGGAAAAUGUCAUAGGAGAGCUUUGGUCGGAGCUGGAAGAAGGUGACCGUUACGUGGUGGUGGACUGUGGAGGAGGAACCGUAGACCUGACUGUGCAUCAGAUCCGACUCCCAGAAGGACACCUGAAAGAACUGUACAAAGCCUCUGGGGGUCCAUACGGCUCCAUCGGGAUCGACUAUGAAUUUGAGAAGCUGCUGUGUAAGAUCUUCGGUCAGGAUUUUAUCGACCAGUUCAAGGUCAAGCGUCCGGCGGCCUGGGUCGACCUGAUGAUUGCCUUCGAGUCCAGGAAGAGGGCGGCGGCCCCCGACAGGACCAACCCCCUGAACAUCAACCUGCCCUUCUCCUUCAUAGACUACUACAAGAAGUUCAGAGGACACAGUGUGGAGCACGCCCUGCGCAAGAGCAAUGUGGAUUUUGUGAAAUGGUCGUCUCAGGGGAUGCUGAGGAUGAGUCCAGAUGCAAUGAACUCCCUUUUCAAGCCCACCAUCGACCACAUCAUCCAACACCUGACUGAGCUGUUUGAGAAGCCGGAGGUCAGCGACAUUAAGUUCCUGUUCCUGGUCGGAGGUUUCGCUGAGUCGGCGCUUCUUCAACACGCCGUCCAGAAGAUGCUCCAGGGCCGCAGCCGCAUCAUCAUCCCCCACGACGUGGGCCUGACCAUCCUCAAAGGCGCCGUCCUGUUCGGCCUGGACCCCAGCGUCAUCAAGGUGCGCCGCUCGCCGCUCACGUACGGCGUGGGCGUCCUCAACCGCUUCGUGGAGGGGAAGCACCCGCCGGAGAAGCUGCUGGUGAAGGACGGCACGCGCUGGUGCACUGACGUCUUCGACACCUUCAUCGCUGCCGACCAGUCGGUGGCGCUGGGCGAGAUGGUGAAACGGAGCUACACGCCGGCCAAGCCUUCGCAGCAGGUCAUCGUCAUCCACGUCUACUGCUCCGAGAGGGAGAGCGUGGGCUUCAUCAGUGAGUCGGGCGUCAAGAAGUGCGGGACGCUUCGGUUGGACGUUAGUGGGACGGAAAGCGCGGCGGCGAGGCGCGAGAUCCAGACGCUCAUGCAGUUCGGCGACACGGAGAUCCGAGCCAUGGCGGUGGACGUGUCGACGGGGCGCACCGUUAAAGCCAGCAUCGACUUCUUAAGCCAUUAAAGAGGAGGAGACAGAUGUUAGAUGUAGAGGAGAGAAAGAGUACCGCUAACAAUCAGACACAGAGAGCAGAAAAAGAAAACAGCAAAACUAUCA
Sphaeramia orbicularis (orbiculate cardinalfish) is the source of this 1524-nucleotide messenger RNA. Its product is annotated as heat shock 70 kDa protein 12A-like. The transcript is spliced from 8 exons. The coding region runs from base 1 to 1431 and encodes 476 amino acids. The record is from RefSeq and is a predicted model, not a curated record. Lineage: Eukaryota; Metazoa; Chordata; Actinopteri; Kurtiformes; Apogonidae.